AUGUCUGAGGUACAAUCUAGACCCACCGCGCCUCGCGGUAGGGGCUCAGCUCGCGGUGGCCGAGGAGGUUAUUCUUCCAGAGGAGCUCGCGGCGGUAGAGGUCACGCAACCAAUGGCGACAAGGCAGAGAGCACAGCUAUAUCAAUCGCAGAUGGGGGCGAGGUCGGCCAGCUGAAGAAGCAAUACGGAUCCAAGGUCUCGACCAUCAAGGAGAUGUUCCCCGACUGGACAGACGAAGACGUCGUCUUUGCUCUACAAGAAACCAAUGGCGAUCUGGAGACUACGGUUGAUCACAUAACUGAUGGCACCAUCUCGCAAUGGGGAGAAGUAUCGAAGACCAAGAAAUCAAAGGUCAAGGACGCUACCGUCACAUCUUUCGGCGAUGCUACCAAUCAGCCUCGUGGUUCGCGCGGCGGUCGAGCUGGCUUUGAUACUGGCAGGGGCCGCGGUCGUGGCACAGAUCGAGGCAGAGGUGGAAGAGGGCGCGGAGCUUCUGUCGCACACACAAAUGGGUCACGCAAGGAGAAUGAAGUCAUCUCUAUCCCUACGACCGAGACAAGCGCAUGGGAUACUGCGGCCUCGAAUGAUGCGGCCCCAGUCUGGGACACUCCAGCUUCCACUGAGAAGCCCGCCGAGGAUAGCUGGGGUGCUGCUGCUACAGGUGCCGUCUCUUCAACUGCUACCGCUACUACAAAGGUCGCUUCGAGCAUCAUUCCUGAUGGUGUUAAGAAGAGCUGGGCAAGCAUUUUUGCUCCUGCGCCAGCUCCCAAGAAGGCAGCCGAACCCAUUGAGAAGUAUGGCAUAUCGCAAAUUUCUAAAGACAAACUUGCUAACGAUUAUCCCAGGCCUGCGGAACCUACAAAGUCGGAAGAACCUAUCGAACUUCCUACUACAGCAUCAGAAUCCCCCAUUGCCCAGCCUGCCCCUGUCGAACUCGCCAGUCCAUCCCCUGUUGAACCUACCACCGUCAUCGAACCCGAAAUUGCGAUCACUCCCUCGAAAGACGAACUCACGGAAGACAACCUCGAACAACUCCCAGAUAAUUCUGCUCCCGCCCCAUCUGCUACAGCUGCCAGUACUACUGCCAGCUCCUGGGACACUCGAAAUGUUUCCGGUACCCCAUACUCUGCAUUACAACAAGGACAAGCACAGGCGGUGCGCCCUGCUGCGACCGGGUUCCAAGCUUCUGCUUUGAAGGCGACUGGUACAUCUGCGCGAACCCCUAGUUACCAACGUCGUGUUCUUGAUCAAGAAGAGGCCGUCCGUAUGCCAGGAAACCGAGAGGUGGAUCGAGCUGCUGUUCAAUUUGGUGCCUUCAACUUGAAUGGUUCCGGAGAAGAGGAUGUUGAUGGCGAUCGCGAGGAGCCUGAGACCCGUGGGCAGCCACCCCAGCACUCUCCAGUUCCUCCCCGAGCCUCACUACCUCCUGCGUCUGUCUCAGAAACCUUCCCGACUCCCAAACAACCAGCAGGCCUGCCAGCAACAAGUCACCCGACUGGUGAGUAUUCCGACAAGAUGUUUGUGGAAUCACAUCCUGACACUAUCAAAGCUGCGCCUGGUCUCCCAAGCCCUCCAUCUGUCUCGAGCACUCUCGGCACAUCUCAACCCGGUCCUCAAGCCAACGCCCAAUUCAGUCAAUACAGUCGAUAUGCACAGGGUGCUCAGGAGUCAUCGUCAUUGCCGCAAAAGCCAUACGAUGCCUUCAGCCAACAGGCUCCAUCGACCCAAAGCCCCUUCGAAGGCUAUCCCACUCAACCAGGCCAGUCCCAAGCUCCUCCGUCUGGACAAUCCGGAGCUUUCUCUUCUGCACCAAAUGACUUCUCUUCCUACUACACUUCCGAUCCGCAACAGCGAAAUGCCUACCAGAACUACUACAAUCAACAGUACGGAUCUCAGGGGCAAGGUGCUCAAGGUCAGCAGGAAGGUCCAGCUUCGCAGCAGCGCUCAUUCAGUGGGUACAAUGGUCCUCAAUCAGAGGGGCCAUCUCAGUUCCCACAAAGCGGUACGCAGCAAGCUCCAUCUCGUUAUGCCACUGCUGGAGAGGGACAAAACAGCGGUCAUACCACUCCCAACCCAUCUGCUCAGCCGCAGCAACCAGGAGCUAGCCAAGGUGGUGCUCAACCUCAGCCCGGUCCACAACAACCAGCUUAUCCAUAUGGACAUCCAUACUUCUCCAGCCCAUAUUACGCUGCGUAUGUGAACCAGUCGUACCCAGGGUAUGGUGGGGGGAACUACCCAGCAGGACCUUAUGGUGCGAAGGGGGGUCUUCAGCAACCAUACCAGGGCUACGGUAUGAGUCCUGGUGCUCCUUAUGAUCAGCAUGCGUCUUCUCCCGCCGCUGGUGGAUUUGGUGGAGCAUCAUCAUUGCAUGGCCGUGACGGUGCUCUAGGCGGACUAGGAGACUACGGUCGUGCUGGAUCAGCACAAUCUGCUCAGACACCCCAAAGCCUAGGUGGCAGUGGUGCUUUCGGUGGACAUGAUGCAUUUGGCAGAGGAUCAUCUUAUCAAGGUCAAAGCCAGGGCCACUACAACCCCAACCAGAGCAGCCAGCAAGGUGGCGAUGACUUGAAGCCCUUUGGUGACUCCAAGACAGCCAAUGGCCCAAGCCCAUCGCUCUCCCAAGCCAACCGACCCGGAUCCGCAACAAACACGGCUCCAGGAUCCGUGCUUCCUCCCCCACAAUCCCAACAAGGGGGUUACGCGGGGUAUCCAGCGCACCUUCAGCAGCAGGGUGGCCAUGGACUUCAUGGUUCCCAAGCCGGUAGCCAAUACGGUGGUCUCGGCGGCGCUGGCGGUCACCAGGCAGGAGGCCAGAACAGCCAAUAUGGAGGCUACCAAGCUUUCGGCGGUGGCAACUACUAUGGUGGCAACACUGGACAGCAACAGCGCGGUGGAUGGGGCGGCAACUACGGACAUUAA
Lachnellula hyalina is the source of this 2919-nucleotide messenger RNA. RefSeq names its product CUE domain-containing protein (gene SPBC354.10). NCBI's taxonomy places the organism in Eukaryota, Fungi, Ascomycota, Leotiomycetes, Helotiales, Lachnaceae. The record is from RefSeq and is a predicted model, not a curated record. Bases 1 to 2919 code for a protein of 972 amino acids. Gene Ontology annotation, cellular component: cytoplasm; nucleus. The transcript has 3 exons. Gene Ontology annotation, molecular function: ubiquitin binding.